Molecule: messenger RNA, 624 nt
Organism: Blepharisma stoltei
Lineage: Eukaryota; Ciliophora; Heterotrichea; Heterotrichida; Blepharismidae
Source: the annotation of a GenBank genome assembly
AUGCUUAAAAAGGUAUGGAUAUGAUACGCUAACCAAGUAGACAUACGCCCACUUACAAUGCAGUAAAUCCCAUAUAGAGUUUUCGGUGGAUGUUUGAUUGCUGGAAUCGGCGAUUAUAUUUCUCAGGCAUACCUUGAAGGGCCAAAUCAACGGUAUAAUAAAAGAAGAGCCUUUACAGUCACUUCUUAUGGAGGGCUUGAAAUUGCUGUCGAAGCUAUACUUUGAUACCCAUUCCUUGAUCGCUUUUUGGGAUCUCAUCAGGCUGUUAUUACGUCAUUUUGAAAAGCCAUGAUUGACCAGACGCUCUAUCAGCCUAUAGAAAUCACAGCUUUUAUGAGAUACACGUGAAUAUUAGAAAACAGAAAAGACAGUCUCAAGGAAAAAUUUGAAAGGGAUUAUGAAUUAGCAAUGCUGGCAAAUUUCUUUUAUUGGGUUCCUAUGUCAUUUAUGCUAUUCCUAGUAGUCCCGCUUAAGUUCAGAGCAGUUGCUACAUCGUUUACUUGUCUAGUAAUGGAUACCUUUAUGAGUUUUGCUGCACACAACAAUUUAAAAGAAGCUUAUACGAAUUUAGUGAACCUUUUCAAAGAAAAACUGGAUGAUUUAGAUAUCGAUGAUUGGUGGUAA